This is a messenger RNA of Phragmites australis (common reed), 1164 nucleotides long. RefSeq lists its product as uncharacterized. The record is from RefSeq and is a predicted model, not a curated record. Gene Ontology annotation, molecular function: DNA-binding transcription factor activity; DNA binding. The transcript has a single exon. The coding region runs from base 103 to 1071 and encodes 322 amino acids. Gene Ontology annotation, biological process: regulation of DNA-templated transcription. Lineage: Eukaryota; Viridiplantae; Streptophyta; Magnoliopsida; Poales; Poaceae.
CUUCCAAGUUCACCUCCUACCCCUCUCACAUCACCACGUUCUUCAUUCUUGGUGAGUUCUUCCGACUCCAAGCUCCAGUUCUGACCACCUCUGAAAAUACAAAUGUUGUCUUCACACCACGAGGCCAUGAUGCCGUACGCGCCGCGGCCGCCGUCGCUGUUGGUGGACCGGCGGUACAAGCAGGGCGGCGAGGCGGCGCCCAACUGCCCGCGCUGCGACUCGCCCAACACCAAGUUCUGCUACUACAACAACUACAGCCUCAGCCAGCCGCGCUACUUCUGCAAAGGAUGCCGCCGGUACUGGACCAAGGGCGGCUCCCUCCGGAACGUGCCCGUCGGCGGCGGGCACAGGAACAACCGCCGGAGCAAGUCGUCAGUGCGGUCGGCGGCCGAGUCUAUCGCGGGCGGACGCGACGCGGCGUUCGUUAACAGGUUCCCCGGCCCUGUCCGGCCCGACCUGUUCCUGGAAGGCAUGGUGGGCAACCCGGCAAACCCCGGCCAGGCGAUGCCCAACGUGCCCGCCGUGGCCGAUGCCUCCACCAUUGACCUCGCAAUGCUGUACGCCAAGUUUCUCAACCACCCGCCGGCCGAGGCAGGCGUCGGCGCCGUGACGCCGGAGUCGGCAGGACAGGUCGACGAGGCAUUCGACACGUUCAGCUCGUCCAGCGACCUGAGCCCCGGCGUUCUGGUGCCGGCGCAGUUCGAUCCUGGCCACGACGGGUUCGGUGAGUGGUCCGGGCCAGUGAGCAGCACUGACCCGACGAGUACGACUAGUACUACCACCGCAACCACCAUGCUGUGCACAGACAUGAGCGUUCAAGCUGCGCUCGGCGAGCUCAACUUCUCCAUGGAUCAGAGCUGCUUCGACUCGCUUGGGUUGCCCACCGAUGUUGGCAACCUCUCGUCGUGGUGUUCGAUCGUGCCCAGCUUGUCGACGUUGGAGGAUACCAAGUACGACUCGUUGGAUUCGUUCCCCGACGACGCCCUGAGCCUCAAUGAUGGCAUGAUUAGCGCGGCUUAUCAAGAUUGGAGCGUGGAUUGCCAAGGAUUGGAGGCUCUCUACAUGCCUUAACUACGCUCAAAAUUUUCUUCUUCUUUUUACUAAUCUGAUGGUUGUUCUUGUGAUUAGUUUGUUACAUUUUUCUCUUUCUUUUCUUUCAUUCAA